AUGCACUUCAGCAACAUUCUCGCACACACUGCCCUGUUCGCAGUCAGCGAUUCUGCUUUCCCCAGUCAUAACGAGGUCUUGGAGCUUCAGGCCCCUAUCGAUGGCUUCGAUAUCAUCAUCCCGCAGUGGGAGGUUCAGGCCGCCCCUGGAGGCGAGAAGUUGAUUCUUGCCGGAACGGUCGAGCAGGUUCUCUCAGAGCUCCAGGCCAUCAACCCCAAUUAUGCGCAAGACUUUGGCCUCGACAUUGAGCUCCCUUCACCCGCCGUUCAUAAGCGCAACGACUUUGACGGCGCCGCUUUCGCGUGCAACGUCACUAAGGCUAUGGCUGAUCAGAGGAUCAUCGUCAAGGGUGCCAAGUACCUCAGAGGCGUCAAGGGAAAGCCCCAUCACCCUCCUGGACCUAACACUUGCGCUCGUGUCAGCUGCAGCUGGAAGUCUGCAAUCUGGUGGUGUAAUCAUGCACAAACCCCCCGCGAUCUAGACUCUUUCGGUCUGAUUGCUGACGGUGCCGACCACAUCAUUCAAGGCUGCCAGACCAAUGGCGAGUGGAUCGACGGUCAAACGUGGCACAAGGAUAACUGGAGUGUCAUUGUUGGCCGCGCCAACUGCUAA
Molecule: messenger RNA, 612 nt
Organism: Colletotrichum phormii
Lineage: Eukaryota; Fungi; Ascomycota; Sordariomycetes; Glomerellales; Glomerellaceae
Exons: 3
Coding region: 1-612 (203 amino acids)
Source: RefSeq, a predicted model, not a curated record